This is a messenger RNA of Danaus plexippus (monarch butterfly), 1532 nucleotides long. Its product is annotated as opsin-2. Gene Ontology annotation, biological process: visual perception; G protein-coupled receptor signaling pathway. Gene Ontology annotation, molecular function: G protein-coupled receptor activity. The transcript is spliced from 8 exons. Gene Ontology annotation, cellular component: membrane. Lineage: Eukaryota; Metazoa; Arthropoda; Insecta; Lepidoptera; Nymphalidae. The record is from RefSeq and is a predicted model, not a curated record. Bases 67 to 1218 code for a protein of 383 amino acids.
AGGCUAACCAGCAGUCAGUCUGUGGUAUGGGAUGGGCGUUGCACACUACCGAGGACUGCUCACAAAAUGAUCCCGACUAUUACUAUGGACAACGAUACGGACAACAUCAACGUCUAUGGCGCGUACUUCGCACCGCUCAGGGCCAGCGAGGGCACGAAGAUGCUGAUAGACGGUCUCACAGGCGAGGACCUAGCUGCAGUACCGGAGCACUGGCACACCUACCCCUCUCCACCAGCCAGCGCCCACACGGCCCUAGCUCUCCUCUACUGCUUCUUCACAGCUGCAGCACUCAUUGGAAAUGGAAUGGUCAUAUUCAUUUUUCUUACAACGAAGAGUUUGCGGACAUCUAGCAACUUACUGAUUCUAAACCUCGCAAUUAGCGAUUUCAUUAUGAUGGCCAAAGCUCCAAUCUUCAUAUAUAAUAGUGCAUUGCGCGGCUUUGCUGCGGGACCCGUCGGUUGUCAAAUAUUUUCCGUAAUGGGUGCCUAUAGCGGCAUUGGAGCGAGUAUGACCAACGCUUGUAUUGCCUACGACAGACAUUCUACGAUCACUCGACCACUUGACGGGCGACUGUCGCAAGGGAAAGCUUUGUUGAUGAUAGCCUUUGUAUGGAUAUAUGCGACGCCCUGGUCACUUCUGCCACUGUUCAAAGUAUGGGGCAGAUUUGUACCAGAGGGCUACUUAACAUCAUGCACGUUCGAUUACUUGUCCAAUACUUUCGACACUAAAUUGUUCGUGGCCUGUAUAUUCACUUGUAGCUACGUCUUCCCUAUGACCAUGAUUAUAUAUUUCUACAGUGGCAUUGUCAAACAAGUGUUCGCACAUGAAGCAGCUUUGAGAGAACAAGCUAAGAAAAUGAAUGUUGAAUCUCUGCGCUCGAAUCAAAACGCCUCCGCGGAGUCCGCUGAGAUACGAAUUGCUAAAGCGGCUCUCACCGUCUGCUUCCUGUUUGUGGCGUCUUGGACGCCGUACGGGGUGAUGGCGCUCAUAGGAGCCUUCGGUGAUCAACGACUUCUCACACCCGGGGUAACUAUGAUACCAGCCGUAGCGUGCAAAACUGUAGCCUGCAUCGAUCCUUGGGUUUAUGCAAUCAGUCAUCCCAAGUACAGGCAAGAGCUUCAGCGUCGCAUGCCUUGGCUUCAAAUCAAUGAGCCCGAUGACAAUGUUUCAAACACUACUAACGGCACUACCAAUUCUACGGCUGCGCCUACCGCCUAAUAGUUACGGAUUAACGACGAACAAUGCGAAACCAUGGACUAUGAAUAUGACGGAUAUUAAAAAAGCAAAUGUUAAAAAUAAAAAAAAAAAUGCAAAGGCAUCUACGGAGUACUUUUGUUCGUGGCCUUUUUUAAAUAAUGAGCCAGAUAAGACUCUGGCUUCAGUUUUUUUUUAUUAUUAUAAGCUCAAAACGAGGUCUUAGUUUUAAGUGGCGAUACAAUAAACUUACGACAUGGCUAUGAUAACGGACAUUGAUAAUUAUGAAGUUCAAAAUGUAUGUAAAAAGAUAAUAAAAUAUAUGAGCAUGAUGAAAA